Molecule: messenger RNA, 339 nt
Organism: Racocetra fulgida
Lineage: Eukaryota; Fungi; Glomeromycota; Glomeromycetes; Diversisporales; Gigasporaceae
Source: the annotation of a GenBank genome assembly
GAAAUUGAAGAAAUAACAUUAGAACAAGGCAUCGAGAUAAAUCAAAAAGAUUUUGGUGCCAAUGAAAGUAAAUUUUUAUUCACGUAUACUGUUGAAGAGCAAGAAUCUCAAUCCAAUAGACAUUUUGACACUAUCAUACAAAUUGCGCAACUAAUGAACCGCACAGUGGUGUUAACAAAUGUUGGAGGAUCUCGUAUAUCAUCAAUUAAGGAUUUUCCUUUUGACUUCUAUUAUAACAUAGAUGAAUUAAGAAAAGAAUUUCCACAAGUAAAAGUUAUUUUACAACAUGAAUUUCAAAAAUGGGCCAAAGAGCGGCCCAAUAAAUUAGAUACCAUACAU